Messenger RNA from Drosophila mojavensis, 2623 nucleotides. RefSeq names its product peroxisomal acyl-coenzyme A oxidase 3 (gene Acox3). Gene Ontology annotation, cellular component: peroxisome. Gene Ontology annotation, biological process: fatty acid beta-oxidation using acyl-CoA oxidase; lipid homeostasis. The record is from RefSeq and is a predicted model, not a curated record. NCBI's taxonomy places the organism in Eukaryota, Metazoa, Arthropoda, Insecta, Diptera, Drosophilidae. The coding region runs from base 22 to 2199 and encodes 725 amino acids. Gene Ontology annotation, molecular function: pristanoyl-CoA oxidase activity; fatty acid binding; FAD binding. The transcript has 8 exons.
UCAGUUGUUGUUGGCUGCGCAAUGGUCGGUGAACAAAUUGUGGAAAGCGUUCCAGUAGCGCCCGCAAAUAAUUUAGGCGAAAUAAUCAAAUCCCUGGUGGAUUCUUACAGCGACAGGGACAAUGUUGCGCCUGCCAAUAUAUACGAGGACAAGAAGAUCUUUCCCAGUUUUCGCAGUGGUCCACUCCAGGAGUAUCGGGACAAGGCGAGCUUCUGCUAUAAACGCUUGAAUGUGCUGCUGGAGGGCGAAGACCACAUUCGUCUAAAGCACAAAAUAUGGCAAUGGAUGGAGAAACACCCAGACUUCCAACGUGAACCGGAAGCGCCCAAUCUGGAGCGUACCAGGGAGUUGGCCAACAAGCGUCAUCAUUUGCUGUGGCAACAAAAGUUCUUCGAUGUCAAUGAGUACCUGAAUACGCCAUAUUUGAUGUUGGCCUUUGGCCAGGCCAUAUUCAGCUACGAUUUUAGCUUCUCGGUCAAGUUCUCGCUCUCGAAUGGAAUGUUUCCCAGUACUCUGCUAACGAAUGGCACCGGGCGUCUGGGCAAAUAUAUAGCCAAGAUAUCAGAUGAUCGUAUAUUGGGCGCCUAUGCGCUGACUGAGAUCGCUCACGGCACAAAUGCAAAUGGCAUGCGCACACGCGCCACUUACGAUGUCAAGUCGCAGGAGUUCAUUAUACACACGCCUGACUUUGAGGCAGCCAAGUGCUGGGUUGGCAAUCUGGGCAAGACCUGCACCCAUGCCAUUGUGUAUGCCCAGCUGUAUGUGCCGGACGAUAAACAUCAGGGUUUGAAUGCAUUCCUGGUGCCCAUUCGGGAUGAGCUUACACUGUUGCCCCUGCCAGGCGUCACAGUUGGUGAUCUUGGCGAGAAAAUCGGACUGAAUGGCAUUGACAAUGGCUUUGUUAUGUUCAAUCAGUAUCGCAUACCGAAGGCCAAUCUGCUGUCGAAAACGGGAGACAUUGAUGCGCAGGGCAAUUAUAACAGCCCCAUCAAGGAUCAACGUAAACGACUGGGCGCCUCGCUGGGCGCUCUGUCCACAGGUCGUGUUAAUAUUACAGCAAUUACUUAUGUGGCGCUUAGCAAGGCUGUGUGCAUUGCUACACGUUACUCGGCAAGCCGUCGGCAAUUCGGACCCCCCGAUAGCAACGAGGAAUGGCCAGUGAUCGAGUAUCAGUCGCAGCAAUAUCGACUCAUGCCGCAUCUGACAGCGGUAAUUGCAUUGCGUGUGGUCUCCCUUUGGAUUGGCAAGAAGAACAUGGACAUGAUGAUGCGGGGCAUGAUGGGCGAGGACACGUCUAGGGAGGGCAUGGAAAUCCAUGCUAUCUCAUCGGCCCUGAAGCCCUAUGCCACCUGGGCGGCUCGCGACGGCAUCCAGGAGUGUCGUGAAGCUUGCGGCGGGCAUGGCUAUUUGCGUGCAUCCGGCCUGGGUGAUCUGAGAAAUGAUAAUGAUGCCAAUUGCACGUACGAGGGUGAGAAUAAUACGCUCAUUCAGCAGGCCUCCAAUUGGCUGAUCAGCCUGCGUCGCAACAAUGCCAACUUUGUGGAGGCUUCUCCAUUGGAGACGGUCGCAUUCUUGAAGGAUAUGAAUGUGAUAUUGCAGACACGGGGGCAGGAGCAGAACGCCGGACAGGCUCUGGAUGUGCACAAUUUGCUGAAGGCGCUUAACUGGCUGACCGCUUGGUCACUGGACACAGCCGUCAAGCGCUUCGAGCAACUGCAGUCUGAUGGCAAGGAUGCCUUUGAGACACGCAACAAUAUUCAAGUGUUUGCCGCACAAAAGCUUUCCAUUAUCUAUGCAGAGCGCACCUCUUACUAUGUCUUCUACAAGUUUGUAACCAAUCUGCCAGCCUCGCCCGAGCAGCAGGUGUUGUUGAAGGUUCUUUCCUUCUAUGGUGCCAAUUUGAUUAUCAAAUAUUCGUCACUGUUCUACCAAGGUGGCUAUUUCCUCAAUAGCUCACAGAUUGAGCUCUAUCAGCAGGGCAUCCUUGGUCUACUCUCGGUGCUGAAAAAUGAAGCUAUUGCCCUGGUGGAUGCAAUUGCGCCCACAGAUUUCAUUUUGAACUCGCCAUUGGGCAUGAGCGAUGGCAAUGUCUAUCACCACUUGCAACGUGCAAUCGUUUCCACUCCAGGUGUCUAUGAACGUCCUUAUUGGUGGCGUGACGUUACCUAUAAGACCUAUCUAGAGCGCGCUAAGUUGUAAAAACCUAGAUUGCAUUUUUAUCAUUUUAUUCUCUUAAUAGUUUACUAAGUCUUAAUUGAGUGCCUUUAUUGUUAUUAAUUAUUCCAAACGAUCAGAAACUUGUACUUCAGAGCCUUUUACUGUAAAACUUAUAUAAAGCAUAUAUAGAUUAUUAUUCGUGCGUGAUAUAAAUACAAAUAUGAAUGUGCAAUAGUGCUGAUCAUAGAUCACACUUUUAUAUAUCUAAUUUUGUUAAGAUCAUAAAGUAAUGAAAUUUUUUUUUUGUUAAUCUGAUUUUUGUAUUUUUAAAAAUUGAUUUAUACAAAUAUAGUAAGUUUAUGGUUAUAAAUAAGUCCUCCUUAAUUUGAUCUUGUUAAUAUUAUGAAAUUGUUCGCACUACCUAAGAAUAUAUUGCAAUAAAAAUAACAUAUUGUUGUUAUUAUAA